Molecule: messenger RNA, 2213 nt
Organism: Pocillopora meandrina
Lineage: Eukaryota; Metazoa; Cnidaria; Anthozoa; Scleractinia; Pocilloporidae
Source: the annotation of a GenBank genome assembly
CUUAUAUUGUUCAUGGAAGGACAUUAGUAAGUGCUGUUGAGCACCAAAAGCUCAUUGAUCCGAAAUACUUCAUCAUGGCAUUCAAACCCUUGAGUUUAUUUGCUUUCUUCGUCAUAAUUCUUCUUCCUCUCGGUAGGUAUUGCUAUAGUUUUAUCAUAAUUUUGUAAUCCAUUGAUGGCUUGAGAUAGAACAAGUCAUUCUCAUUGCAAUUUUUUCCCGCCAAGUGUUUCGUGUCUAGAGUCACAUAUCGUGUCAAGCCGAUAUAAAAUGUUUAUUGAUGAAGGACUAGAAACAUCAUUAAAGAAAUGUUCAAAAAAAGAAAGGAUAGGAGUUAAACAGCUUUACCUCGGACGGGAAUUAGAAAAAAUACGCUGAGCCAUAAUUAGCUUACUCGGUUCCAGUUCUAGUGAUCUGGUAAAAUGUAAAAACUACAAAACAAGACCAGUCACAUGAUGUUGGGUUGUUUAACCGUCAAUUGUGCUCUCCGCUGUAUAUCUUGGUAAACCUUUCUUAGUCUCAAUGAGAAGUUAUACAAAGAACGAAGCAAGUCCUAUUUUUGGUAGUUAAUCACUUAAAAUGUCUGAAUUAACUUUUUAAGUCAACACAAAAGAAUAAAUUCUUGUGACGUUAUCAUAUAGGUUAUGCAAAUCCAUCGAUAUCUUGUCAAACAUAAAACCAGGGAAAAAGAUAGUGCCAUGCGAAUGCAUAUGGCUCACUUAGGUUAAAUUUAGGAGUUUUACGUUUCACUUAAUAGUCAUCUGGUCAUUUCUAAAAUUCAUGACUUGACGCAUUCAAAUUUUGACAUAAUACUGCUCUGUUCCACUUCAUAUAAUUUUUUUCAUUUCAUUCAUAGAAUAUUGUUAAACUGGACGCUUAUCAUCGUGUUUUUGAUGUAUAAAUGUAUUUAGCGUGGUUCCACAAAAAACUGAGUAAACUCGAGCCCUUUUUACCAAAUCCUUCUGACAAAUUCUAGAAACAUCAACCGUGAAGCAUAGAAAUUUGGUGGCUUUUGAUUUUUUUUUGCGGAUUCAAGGAUUGUCCUCGAUGUGCAUGAAUGGAUUCCGCAGUCACGGCAUGUCUCUAUUUUUGGCGGGAUAAAUAGGCUCUUGUUUUACGCAUGCUCAUGGUUCAAUCAAGCAUCACUACCGGAAGACAAAAAUUUAUCAAGUGAGCUGAAAAACAUUUCCUGUUCAAAAGCUUUUGUAAAGAGGCUCUACCCGCUCAUGGGCUCCUGACGGGGAGGAGUAUCAUUUAGAAAAACAGGGGUGACCCUCAGAUCUCUUAGGUUAAAAAUACAGAUAUUGAACCGCGUUAGGGUCAACAAAGAGAAAAAAUAAGCACUUGUCAAAAUGCCCUAUCAAGAUGAAACGUGCGAAUUUGUGUUUCCAUCUAAGUAAAGUAUUUUCUAUUAUUAGUUUUAUCAAUUAUAUCUGAGGGACCUUUUAUAGACUUUAUAGGUCAAUACUGGUCGGAGCCACACCCCGAUGGCUAACUCUCCGAGUUUUGUGAGCCGUUUCAUUGAUCAUCCCGUGAUACGCGUGAUAUUCCCCCCCUCCCCGGAAAAGCGCAUGUCAUUCAGGUCAUCGUGACGAAUGUAACUACUCUGAAAACUUUGACUAUAAAGAAAUAUGUUCUUAGUUGACAGUUGCCUGUGUUAUUAUAAUUGAAAUAGUAUUCUUAUUUUUGAUAUUUUCACUGUUAUUGUUGUAACUAUUAUUACUAUUUUAAUAAUUAAUAUUAUUAUCAUUAUUAUCAUUAUUGAUUUUGUUACCUGACAGCCCAUUCAUUGCGGUGUUACUCCUGUAAUAACAUGUACAAGAACAUAGAAUGUGCGCCUGACUCUCCUGAGACCUGCGGUGGCUCUAGUGACAGAUGCGUCACGGCAAAGUUUUCCUACAAAACAAACAGCACCGAACGUGGUGAAGUGGAGACAUUUUUCAGAACAUGUACCACUAUGGCGGUAUGUAACACUGCUACUGCUCCGUGCAAAGAUAUCGAAGGCGCCAUCUGCGAAUACAAGUGCUGUGAAGAUGAUCUGUGCAACAACAGCCCUCGUUACACGAGUCAAGUUUUUUAUUUGCUGGUCCUCUCUUUUGUUUGUUUAAUGUUCACAGCUUAAUACUUGUUAAAAGAGUAUUUUCUGGGUGUGUUUCAUGACAUCUUAGAAAUAAAAAAAUUUCAAUAUUCCAUCUAGGUUUUGUUGAACUAAUGCA